GAAAAAACAGAAACCGGAGGAAAAACCGGUACGUAUAAGCCACAAACGCUUUCUACUUAUAACAUUCUAGAGAGAGAAAGCAUUUCCGUCGAUCGUAUAGAGAGAGAGAGAGAAAGGGUUUCUUGGGCUUCGUCAGACACAGAACUCGCCGGCCAUGGCAGAUUCCGGUCGUUUCGUUGCCGCUGAUUUGCCUCCUAUCCAUCUUGGCGGCAAGGAACAUAUCAUUCAGACUGGCUGCGGUUCUGUGUCUGUUACUGUGUAUGGAGAUCAACAAAAGCCACCAUUGAUCACUUAUCCCGAUUUAGGCCUAAACCACACGUCUUGUUUCGAAGGACUCUUCAUCUCUCCCGAAUCAGCUUCCUUGCUACUCAACAACUUCUGCAUUUAUCACAUUACUCCACCCGGUCACGAGUCAGGAGCUGCAACGAUUUCUAAGGAUGAACCUGUGCUUUCUGUUGUUGACCUUUGUGAUCAAAUUCUCGUGAUCCUCAAUCAUUUUAGGCUUGGUUCAGUGAUGUGUAUGGGAGCAAUGGCGGGUGCCUAUAUUCUUACACUAUUUUCGAUAAAAUACAGUGAAAGAGUAAGUGGUUUGAUACUUGUUUCCCCUAUAUGCAGAGCAGCUUCUUGGAAUGAAUGGUUUUACAAUAAGUUCAUGUCGAAAUUGCUUCAAUACUGCGGUAUGUGCGACAUGUUAAAGGAGUUAUUGAUUCACAGAUACUUCAGUAAGGCGGUCUGUGAAGUCCCAGAAUCAGAAAUCGUUCGAGCAUGCAGGAAGUUUUUGAACGAGAGAGACAGCAUUAACGUGCGGCGGUAUCUUCAAGCACUUGAUAGGAGACAUGACAUGAGUAAAGAAUUAGAGACUCUAGAAUGCAAAAGUAUUAUAUUUGUUGGCGACAAGUCUCCGUUUCUUGAUGACGCCCUCCAUAUGAAGACGAUAUUGGGAAAAAGAUGUUCUGCAUUUGUUGAGGUACAUCCAUGUGGAUCAAUGGUGACAGAAGAACAACCUCACGCAAUGUUGAUCCCGCUUGAAUUAUUUCUAAAGGGGUUUGGAUUUUAUAGACCAUGCCAGUUUAAUGAUAGCCCAAGGAGCCCACUUGACUCGUGUUGUGUCGAUCCCAGUCUUCUUUACCCCAAACAAAUGGGCCUGAAGCUUAGACCGAUAAAAACACGGGUAUCUCCUCCCCAACCUCGCGCCAAACACAGCUAACACUUACUUUAUAUGGAAGGGUAGACAUAUAUAUGCAUACAUACAUACAUACAGAGGAAAAGGAAAUAUGUUCUUUGAAUGAUUACCAUUGUAGUCUCUUUUAUGAAUCUUUUUUCUUUGUAUUUUGUAAAAAUGAAAAUAAUAAAUCAUGCCUUCCUGUAUCA
Messenger RNA from Helianthus annuus (common sunflower), 1371 nucleotides. RefSeq names its product pollen-specific protein SF21-like. The transcript is spliced from 10 exons. Bases 155 to 1207 code for a protein of 350 amino acids. NCBI's taxonomy places the organism in Eukaryota, Viridiplantae, Streptophyta, Magnoliopsida, Asterales, Asteraceae. The record is from RefSeq and is a predicted model, not a curated record.